Fusarium odoratissimum NRRL 54006 is the source of this 1335-nucleotide messenger RNA. RefSeq lists its product as uncharacterized. The record is from RefSeq and is a predicted model, not a curated record. The coding region runs from base 194 to 1138 and encodes 314 amino acids. The transcript is spliced from 4 exons. Lineage: Eukaryota; Fungi; Ascomycota; Sordariomycetes; Hypocreales; Nectriaceae.
CUUGUUUGUUUUCAAAUUCUUGCGCUCCUGAUACUUUACCUCUUAAUUAAUCACUUCUCUACUGAUUCUCUUUGCGACCUGAGCCUUCUUAGUGAUCUCCGAUCCUCCAGUAAAGCUCCCCUCUCUUUCUUCUGAGGGACAAAUACCACGACAUCUUCUAUCAUCGCAACAAUUCUCUGCAUCAGCUGCCAAAAUGUCCCCUUCAGGCCCUUUCCAAGUCACUGUCCAUCCCUUUGAGUCCAAGUGUCGAAGCUCGGCCGCCUAUGAAAUUGGUCUCACUUCAGCUCCUAAUGCCAUUGUCUUCAUCGGUGGGCUUACAGAUGGACCUCACACUAUUCCUUAUACCCGGCUUCUAGCCCAGCGCCUGGAGGAAGUAAAGGAGUUGGGCUUCUCCGUUAUCGAAUUCCGCAUGAGAAGCUCUUUCUCGGGUUUUGGCACUUCGAGCCUCUCCAACGAUGUUGAAGACAUUUCUGCUUUGGUCAAGUAUCUACGAGGAAUUGGCAAGGAAAAGAUCGUCCUAUUUGGUUCCUCAACUGGCUGUCAGGUAAUCUAUUCCCUUGUCGCCACGUUUUAUAUCUCUUCUGACCAAUUGCAGGACUGCAUCGAGUAUGCCAAUUAUGCCAAGCACAACAACGAACCUGUCGAUGGCUUCGUUAUGCAAGGUCCGGUAUCGGAUCGUGAGACACUGGAUUUGAUCUUCCCGGAUCCUCAGCCGAGUCUUGAUCUCGCCGCAAAGAUGAUUUCUGAGGGCAAAGGCGGUGAUUGUAUGCCUUUUGACAUGAUUCCUGCCGUUCUGGGAGCUCCCAUUUCGGCAUAUCGGUUCCAGUCUCUGGCGAGCAAAGGCGGCGACGAUGAUUACUUUUCAUCAGACCUACCCGAUGAUGUCAUUGAAAGGAAUUGGUCUCGGUUCAAUAAGCCAGUGCUAGUUCUCCAUUCUGCUGAGGACGAGUUCGUCCCAGAGCGCAUCGACCAGGCUGCGAGCAACAAGAAGUAUAAGGCGUUGAACCCGGCUGUCAGUCGGUUAUCGGGGCUGAUUCCUGGCGCAAGCCAUACCGUUGAUCAACCCCAAGCGCAGGAGUGGCUUUCCAAGACGGUAAUCGAGUGGUUGAAAACCGAAGUUACUUCUCGUGCUGAUUGAGAUUGCUUGUCAAGAUGUGUUGGCAAUCACGCGAACAAGAGAGAACAUAUUGAAGACUAAGAGUUGCACAAGCAAUUGACGUGCUUGUGAUCUAUAAACAUGAUACAUAGAAAGCAUCAGGUAUAGCUAUUAGUCGCACAAACAACCAAAAUGAUAAUCAAACUCUGUGCUCCAGGGUAAGACGACCUUGGCUGGGA